Messenger RNA from Salvelinus fontinalis (brook trout), 1513 nucleotides. RefSeq names its product neurofilament heavy polypeptide-like. The coding region runs from base 503 to 1513 and encodes 336 amino acids. Lineage: Eukaryota; Metazoa; Chordata; Actinopteri; Salmoniformes; Salmonidae. The transcript has 4 exons. The record is from RefSeq and is a predicted model, not a curated record.
UUCACUCUUUACACAGAUUCUGAGGUUUGAAGUGUUUUUUGUGUUCUUUAACAGUGCUUUCAAUUUGGAUUAAGAAGCAUCUUUUGAACUAAGAAAGCUAGAGGCAACCCAGGAAGAAGAAUACAGGACCAGGAAUGACAGUAAGCCUCAGAUAUACUGUAGAGAAAAGGAAAAGGAACACAAUUACAUACAAAGCAGUUCAUAGAUUUGCUUCAGGCUUCAUGCUGUAGGCUAUGGGAGGACUAUGGUAACAAACGAGUCAUAGAAACUCACUCAUACAACCACACAUUAUCAUUGACUCAGUGAAUAAGGUAAACCGUUUAAUAGUCACUGUGCUCUCUGCCACACAAAAUUAAUAUUGUAAAGAUGUAGGAUAUAUAGAUAUACAUACAGUAUAUACACAUAAAAAGUCCAGCAGACACACAUACAUUCACACAGGGACAAAUACAUAGACUGAAAGAACAGAAAGGACCAACACCCACACAAACUCCCAGAGGCAGCCAUGAGGGUUGUAUUGGUGCUAGGAGGCCUAACUAUCCUGGUCUCUAUGGGCCUGGCCCUGAUCGUCUUUGGCCAGCACCUGACAGAAGCCAAGCUGACCCUGCAGAACCUGCAUCUGGAUCAGAUGCAGUGGGCACGCGUCAACCAACUCAAGGAGAGGCAGUGGCUGGAAAACCUGCUGAAGGGGCAGCUAGACUGGAAGAAGAAGAAUGUGGAGGAGAUGGGGGCAGAGGUGAACAAACUGACCGAAGAGGAGGAGAAGAAGAAGACUGAGGUCGAGGCCUGCCAGGCAGACAAGAAACAAAAGGAGGAAGAACUUGCACCCAUACAGAAGGAGCAGAGUGAUAUUGAAGCGACGUUCAAAACUGAAAAGGAGGCUUGGACUGGGGAGAUCACCACUCUCAAACAGCAGUUGGAGCAGACUAGCAAAGUGUGUGGUUUUGUAAAGGACUCAACAGAUACAGUGAAAUUAUGUCCACCCAAAGAAGGAGCAGCAAAAGCUGAAGCGGCCCCUGUAAAAGCUGAAGCGGCCCCUGUAAAAGCUGAAGCGGCCCCUGUAAAAGCUGAAGCGGCCCCUGUACAAGCUGAAGUGGCCCCUGUAAAAGCUGAAGCGGCCCCUGUAAAAGCUGAAGCGGCCCCUGUAAAAGCUGAAGCGGCCCCUGUAAAAGCUGAAGCGGCCCCUGUAAAAGCUGAAGUGGUCCCUGUAAAAGCUGAAGCGGCCCCUGUACAAGCUGAAGUGGUCCCUGUAAAAGCUGAAGCGGCCCCUGUAAAAGUUGAAGCGGCCCCUGUAAAAGCUGAAGCGGUCCCUGUAAAAGCUGAAGUGGCCCCUGUAAAAGCUGAAGUGGCCCCUGUAAAAGCUGAAGUGGCCCCUGUAAAAGUUGAAGCGGCCCUUGUAAAAGCUGAAGCGGCCCCUGUAAAAGCUGAAGUGGCCCCUGUAAAAGCUGAAGCCGUCCCUGUAAAAGCUGAAGAGGUCCCUGCACAAGCUGAAGCCGCCCCUGCUCCAAAGCAGUAA